AAAAACCUCCAAUCUCCAAACAACGCAAAGGCAAAACCCAAAAACCUCCCCAUAUGCUAUGCGGCUCUAAACUCAGGGCUGCACUUUCCUCUCAUCUCCGCCGCCACUCCUCAGCUUUCUCUCUUCCUCUCCGCCGUUUCUCUUCCACGGUCGCCGCCACCAUGGCCUCCAAUAAUCAACCCAAAGACGAAUCCUACCUGAACCAAGUCAUCCCCAAGCGCAUCCAGCUCUUCCAAUCCAUCCAAGCCAAACUCCUCACCGAACGCCUCUCUCUCUCCUCCGAUCCCAUCAAGAUUACGUUGCCGGAUGGGACUGUGAAGGAAGGGAAGAAGUGGGUGACAUCGCCAUUGGACGUUGCGAGAGAGAUUUCGAAGAGUUUGGCUGCCAACGCUUUGAUUUCUGAGGUCAAUGGGGUUCUCUGGGACAUGUCUAGGCCUUUGGAGUCUGAUUGUGAGCUCAAGCUCUUCACUUUUGAAUCCGACGAAGGCCGUGACACUUUCUGGCACUCCAGCGCUCACAUUCUCGGCCAGUCGCUUGAGCAAGAGUAUGGGUGCAAGUUGUGUAUUGGACCCUGUACUACAAGGGGAGAGGGUUUCUAUUAUGAUGCAUUUUAUGGUGAUUUGGGCUUGAAUGAUGAUCACUUCAAGAAAAUUGAAUCAGGGGCAAUGAAGGCUGUUACGGAGAAACAGCCUUUUGAGCGCAUUGAAGUAUCAAGGGAUGAGGCACUUGAAAUGUUUUCUGACAAUAAUUUUAAGAUUGAAAUCAUCAAAGAUUUGCCUGCAGACAAGACAAUAACGGUAUAUAGAUGUGGGCCCUUGGUUGAUUUGUGUCGUGGACCACAUAUACCAAACACAUCCUUUGUCAAAGCAUUGGCUUGCUUGAAGGCUUCAUCAGCUUACUGGAGGGGGAAUAAAGACCGUGAGAGUUUACAGAGGGUCUAUGGAAUUUCUUAUCCUGAUCAAAAACGCCUGAAGGAAUACUUGCAUAAUCUGGAAGAAGCAAAGAAAUAUGACCAUAGAUUGUUGGGUACAAAGCAAGACCUUUUCUUUUGUCACCCACUCAGCCCAGGAAGUUGGUUCUUCCUACCGCAUGGGACACGAAUAUACAACAAAUUGGUGGACUUUAUAAAAAGUCAAUAUAGGGAGAGAGGAUACCAAGAGGUUGUGUCACCAAAUAUGUACAAUAUGCAACUUUGGGAAACAUCUGGUCAUGCUGCAAAUUACAAGGAGAAUAUGUUUUUAAUUGAGAUAGAAAAACAAGAGUUUGGACUGAAACCAAUGAAUUGCCCUGGGCACUGUUUAAUGUUUCAACAUAGAGUUCGUUCAUAUAGAGAACUUCCUCUUCGGCUUGCUGAUUUUGGGGUUCUUCACCGAAAUGAGGCCAGUGGUGCACUCACUGGAUUGACUCGUGUCAGGAGAUUUCAGCAGGAUGAUGCUCAUAUCUUCUGCCGGGAAUCCCAGAUAAAAGAUGAAGUGCGGGGUGUCCUAGAAUUCAUCAAAUAUGUGUAUGGUAUAUUUGGGUUCACCUUUGACUUGAAGCUAUCCACAAGGCCUGAGAAAUACUUAGGAGACUUGGCUACAUGGGAGAAAGCUGAGACUGCUCUUGGAGAAGCAUUGGAUGAGUUUGGGAAGCCAUGGCAGAAAAAUGAAGGAGACGGUGCAUUUUAUGGUCCAAAGAUAGAUAUUAGUGUAUCUGAUGCAUUGAAUAGGAAAUUCCAGUGUGCAACAUUACAGCUUGACUUCCAGCUUCCUGCUCGUUUUGAAUUGUAUUACUCUGCAGAGGAUGAAGCCAAGAGGGAGACACCUGUUAUGAUACACAGAGCCAUUCUAGGGUCUGUUGAGCGUAUGUUUGCUAUAUUGUUGGAGCACUACAAAGGAAAAUGGCCUUUCUGGCUUAGUCCACGCCAAGCAAUUGUUUGCCCUGUGUCAGAGAAAUCUCAGCCAUAUGCACUAAAGGUGCAAGAUGAGAUAUUUAAAGCUGGUUAUCAUGUUGAUGUUGAUACAACUGAUAGAAAGAUCCAGAAAAAGGUACGAGAAGCUCAGUUAGCGCAGUACAACUAUAUAUUGGUUGUUGGUGAGGAUGAAGCCAACAAUGGAAAGGUGAGCGUACGAGUGAGAGACAAGGCAGAUCACUCAGCAAUGAGCAUUGAACACCUACUGAAACACUUCGUGGAAGAAGUUGCAGCAUUCCAUUAGGUUUUUGUUUAUCAUACUAUUAUUAACAGUUACAUUUAUCCUCAUUCUUAUUGGUACCAUGCCCCUGUACUAUUAUUUAUAUUUUGUUGCUUAGUAUAGAUUGUUCCUUUGGGCUUUAGUCUCUCCAUUAAACCAAAGGGAAAAAAAAAGAAAAAGAAAAGAGAAGCAAAGGGUAUGUAAAUCAUUUUUGCUGUCUUGCUUCCAGUUUAUGCAUGUGGCUGCGGCAAUGUUUUAAAUCUUUUCUUGUGAUAUUCAGUUUUUCUAUUGUAAUGGAAUAUUUUAAUAGCAGUUUAA
This is a messenger RNA of Quercus robur (English oak), 2489 nucleotides long. RefSeq names its product threonine--tRNA ligase, mitochondrial 1. The coding region runs from base 54 to 2195 and encodes 713 amino acids. The record is from RefSeq and is a predicted model, not a curated record. Gene Ontology annotation, molecular function: threonine-tRNA ligase activity; ATP binding. Gene Ontology annotation, cellular component: chloroplast; mitochondrion; cytoplasm. The transcript has 20 exons. Gene Ontology annotation, biological process: threonyl-tRNA aminoacylation. NCBI's taxonomy places the organism in Eukaryota, Viridiplantae, Streptophyta, Magnoliopsida, Fagales, Fagaceae.